Arvicanthis niloticus (Nile rat) is the source of this 441-nucleotide messenger RNA. NCBI's taxonomy places the organism in Eukaryota, Metazoa, Chordata, Mammalia, Rodentia, Muridae. The record is from RefSeq and is a predicted model, not a curated record.
AUGAAGACAGUGAAUGGAAGACAACAUGACUACAGGCAAUACUCAGCCUACCCAGCAGUACCAGUCCGCCAUUUUGCAACCAAGAAAGCUAAAGCUAAAGGCAAAGGGUGGCCCCAGGCCAGAGUGAACAUUGAUACAGCCUUGGUCGAGGAUAUAAUCAGCUUGGAAGAGGUGGAUGAAGACAUGAAGUCUGUGAUAGAAGCGCUUAAGGAUAAUUUCAAUAAGACUCUCAACGUAAGGACUGCACCAGGAUCUCUUGAUCAUAUUACUGUGGUAACUGCUGAUGGGAAGCUCGCUCUAAAUCAGAUUGGCCAGAUCUCCAUGGAGUCGCCGCAGAUGAUUCUGGUGAAUAUGGCCAGCUUCCCAGAGUGUACAGCUGCAGCUAUCAAGGCUGUAAGAGAAAGUGGAAUGAAUCUGAACCAGAAGUGGAAGGAACACUAA